AUGAUCCCCCAGAACGACCGUCGCAAGACGUCUCGCCUAUAUAAUAACCAGCUACCGUCUCUAUUUGAUGGUCCUGCUGAACCCCCGCCACAACAAGACUUAGACCCUUCCGCUAUAUCGGCUCCUACCCAACCCGAAUCUUUCAGUCCCAUCUUUGAAGAAGCACCCUCCCAGAAUCCGAACGACCCUAAUUCUAUGGACUUUUCGUACCCACGCAUGCAAAAUCCGCCCAUAUUGGACGAGCAUCCUCUAGAUUACGACCGGGACCGUCUUCCAUAUGAGCCGUUUGCUGUAAGCCCAGCAAUGGGUAAUGACUUCUCCUCGCUAAACCCCAUGGGCUACGCUCACAUUGACCCCAACUCGAACAACCAUUCGGCAGGAUCGACCUCUGGUUCAGCUCUGACUCUGGGCCCACCUUCGGCACCGGCCCUGACCGAGGGCCUGGUCAGACUACCUCCCCACCACCAUCCACAGCAGCCGCAUCUUAAUGGCUCCAUGGGCCGCGGGAUCAACGGCAUGGCAUCGUUUAACAACCCUCAAUUCCUCUCGGGUAAUUACACGGGACUCAAGAAGUGGGAUGAUGAGGACUCACAGACCUCUCUCCAAAACACUUACAAUGAGAACGCUCAAGCAGGAGGACACGCCAACACCAAGCCCCAGCAGCCUGUACGUGCAAAGUCUGCUCACAAUUUGAUUGAACAGCGAUACAGAAAUAAGAUUAAUGACCGCUUCACAGCUCUUCAGAUGCUGGUACCUACCCUUCGUGUCAUUGCAAAGAAAUCACACAAGAAUAGAUCGGGCUCAGUUGGCUCGCGUGAAGAGGAUGACGAAGAGGAGGAUGACAUUUGCACUCCACUGCUUGAGCAUGCCGAAGACCUUGAAGGCUUGGAACCCGCCAGAAAGCUCAAUAAGGGCACUAUUCUAGCCAAGUCGAUCGAGUACAUCAAGUUUCUCGAGCGUAAGAACGAAAGAAUAAAGAUGGAGCACCGUGAAUUGAUCGAAAGAGCCAGAAUGAUGGGUAUCCAAAUCGAUGAAAGUUUGUUGGAUGGCCGUUAA
This is a messenger RNA of Candidozyma haemuli, 1056 nucleotides long. RefSeq names its product Hms1p (gene HMS1). The transcript has a single exon. The coding region runs from base 1 to 1056 and encodes 351 amino acids. The record is from RefSeq and is a predicted model, not a curated record. Gene Ontology annotation, molecular function: protein dimerization activity. Lineage: Eukaryota; Fungi; Ascomycota; Pichiomycetes; Serinales; Metschnikowiaceae.